GGACAACAAUAAUAAACAUAAAAAAACAUAAAAUAUACAGAUAAAACCCGACACUUUCGGGUUGUCGGAUCUUUGUACGGACAUCGUACAACCAGAUGGUUUUGGCGGGGUUUUAUAGAUAGACGACGGUGAUGAUGAUGGAUUAAUGAAUUUGUGCGUUGAGGUUUUUGCAGAAUGGAUAACAAUAUACCAAUCUAAACGUAUGAAGAUGCUUGCGAAGGAUAAUAUGCCAGCGAAGAUGGUUGGCCCCAAAACAAUCCCUGCUUUCUCAAAAUUUGCAAGUAUGUUUGAGUUGGAAGGGGUUGCCUCACAUUAUUGCCCGGAAAAUGAACUGAAUGCUUGGCGCAAUAAUCCGCAACUCAGCAGCUUCGAAGAUUUGGUUAGGAAGAUGAAUGCUGGAAUAUGUGAUUUUGAAGCAAAUUAUCAAUGGAAAGAGCUAGGAUCUAAUCCUGUUAAUCUCUCACAGAAUCAACUAUUCACAGAAGCAGCUUCAUUGGAGGAGUAUAUUAAUCAGGAUUUUUCGGGACAGCGUUUGGGAAAUUUAAUCCAAAGGGAGACUGUUGCAAUAAAUGGCAGUCCACAAAUGUCCAGCUACAUUGCUCCCAGCUGUGAAGUGAUGCCAACUGUAAGUGUGGCUCAUGGUUACAAUUCAGAUACACCAUACUCUCCUGCCAAUCACUUAAAAUACAACGUUUUGGAGUAUAAUUCAAUGGUGGUUGAUAGAAAUCAAGUUGGGUUUUUGGAAGGAUUUCAUGAUUAUUGGAAUAAUCCAGGAAUUGAAAGUACGUGCAGUGACUCACACUUGAGUCAGAUUUCUAAUGACAUACUUCUUUUUCCUGAAAGAAACUCGGUUGCCACUACAUUUUCUGAAAGGUGUGCUCCCAUCACUACAAAUUUCAAUGGAAAUGAUUUUCUUAAGGUGCAAGCUUUUGAUGAUGGACCAUUCUAUUCCAUGCAAGACUAUCAAUAUAGUAUUGAGGUUCCAUCCAAAGACAGUUCUCAACUACCAUAUCUUGCUCAGGGUGAUACGAAUAACAAAAACAUUUCUACAAGAGCUUUUCCAUCUACAUUUAGAGAAGACUCCAAGUUUCCCAAUACAAGUUUGCAGGUCUCAGAUUAUGCUCAGAAAGUAUUUUCAGAUGAUACGAUCUUGCCUAGCAAUGGUUACUAUGGAAGGAAUUCAACUAUUGAUGGUUUAAUGCAACCUGAACAAUAUCUAGAACAGAAACAGUGGCUGCCUUGUUUGUCGUAUGAGCGACACAGUAAAACAUUUCUGGAUGAAGCUCAAGAAAGUGAAUUUCUUAGUUCAGUAGUUGGACAAACAGUGUUGACAAAUUCUCAGCUCCCUUCAGAACUACUUCAAGACAUUCAUGUUGCUCCAGAAAGUUCAUAUUUUUCCAGUUUAAAGGAAAAUGCCAGUCCUAAAUGUUCAAGCAACCAUUUCGAUGAUUCUUUUGAUUAUAAGAUUUUACUUGCUUAUGGCAGCUACAAGAAUUCGGCCAGGCCCUCAGAAGACUGCAUAGUUUCUUUUGUUAAUAAUUACUUGCAUGAAAAAUUGUGCAAGAACCAAAGUUGCAUGUGUGCCCAAGUCUGUUCUCUUCUAUCACAUUUUGACAACUGUUACUAUGCUGAUUGUGAAAUCUGCGGUUCUAUCCGCAAUCAAUGUUUUACAUAUAAGCGUCACCAAGAUAUUAAUUAUUCGGUCUCUAGCCUCUUGGGGGAUUCCAGCAACACUUUUACUGGUAGGUUUGGCUCUUGGUCCACUGAAAACAUGUUGCCACCUGCAAAACGUUUGAAGUCCGGCUCUUUUUGCUCACAAAACUUGUUUCUAAGUCAUCCGAAGAAGGAAAAUUCCUGUAGUCAAUUUUCAUCUGUAAACAUAACUUCUUUGGCGGCUCCGUUAAAGGUUCAGCCCUCUGACCCUGGUGGAAGUCUGCCAUUGCUAGAAUCUCCUACAUCUAUUAAUGCUGAAGUUCUAGAGGGGAAUGUGGAAUUUUCCAGAAAUUUCAUAAUAGAUCCUUCGUGUUAUUAUCAGAAAACAAAUGAUCCUAGGAGUAAUUGUUUCAGAUUGAAGGCUGACGGCCUGCAUGAACCUUCUAAAGAAGGUAUUGUUGCUUCUGGUUCAGAGAAGAUAGUCGCUGGAAGUUUUUCAGGAACUGUAAAUUUUAUUAUAAACAAUGAGCUAGACAAGUUAAGGGUUAUUGACAUGCCUGCACUCUGUGAAGAGCUUGGUACCUCUUCUAAAAAGGAGGCAAUAGCAGUCAUGUCCAAUGUUGACCUUGCCAAGCCAGAUAUAAGGGGCCAAAAGGAAGAAGAUGUCAAUCCAGACACUCCAAAGAUAAGAGGUGUGUCCUUGAUUGAUUUUUUCUCUGCAGAUGAAAUAAAAGAACACAUAUCAAGUCUUCGGCAGUGGGUUGGUCAGAAAAUAUCAAAGGAAGAAAAGGAAAAACUGGAAAUGCAUAGUGCUGAUGAGAAUACAUGCCAGUUGUGUGCAGCAGAAAAGUUUCUACUAGCCCCAGUUCCCAUAUAUUGCUCAUCAUGCGGUUCUCGCAUCAAACGCAGUGUGAUUUAUUAUAGCACAGCAGAGGAAAAUGGUGUGAGGCAUUGUUUCUGUACCUUGUGUUAUAAGAGUCGAGGUAGAAAUAUCACAUUCUUCGGGAUAACCAUCCCCAAAACCAAGCUGGGGAAAAGGAAGAAUGAUGGGGAGAUUGAAGAACCGUGGGUCCAGUGUGACAAAUGUAAAAGCUGGCAACAUCAGAUAUGUGCUCUCUUCAAUGGUAAAAAAGACAUUGAAGGAAAAUCUGAGUAUAUAUGUCCCAAAUGCUGCUUAGAGGAGAUUGAAAGCAGGGAACAGAUGCCAGUACCAAAAUCUACUGUUUUUGGCGCAAAAGAUUUGCCAACCACGUUGCUCAGUGCCUUUUUAGAGCAAAGACUCCUUAGGCGUCUUAGACAAGAGAAAGAAGAGAAAGCCAAGGCUAUUGGGAAGAGCGUUGAUGAGGUUCCUGGAGCAGAAGGCCUUGUGGUCCGAGUAGUUUUAUCUGUUAAAAAACAAUUAAACGUGAAGAAGCAGUUUUUGGAUAUUUUUCGAGAUGGAGAUUUUCCAGAUAAAUUUUCAUAUCGGUCGAAGGUGAUUCUUUUGUUCCAGAAGAUUGAAGGAGUAGAUAUAUGCCUUUUUGGCAUGUAUGUGCAGGAGUUUGGAUCAGACUGUAGUUCGCCAAAUCACCGCUGUGUUUAUAUAUCUUAUCUAGAUUCUGUCAAAUACUUUAGGCCUGAAAGAGAAACUGCAACUGGAGAAGCUCUUCGUACAUUUGUUUACCAUGAGAUAUUGAUAGGAUACCUUGAAUAUUGUAAGAAACAAGGUUUUGCAGCAUGCUAUUUAUGGGCCUGUCCACCUUUAAAGGGAGAAGAUUAUAUUUUGUACAGCCAUCCAGCAAUUCAAAAAACACCAAAGUCUGACAAGUUGCGGCAAUGGUAUCAUUCAAUGCUAAGAAAAGCAAUCAAAGAAAAUGUGGCUACCAGUGUCACUAAUUUAUAUGACCAUCUCUUUAUUCCUAGCGGACAAUUUCACUCCAAGGUUACAGCAGCCCGUUUGCCAUAUUUUGAUGGUGACUAUUGGUCUAGUGCUGCUGAGAAUAUCAUCAAUAAUUUUGAGAAGCAAAAUGGAGAAUUUAUAGGGAGGAAGGUGCAAAAAUCAAUAACAAAGAGAACUCUUAGAGCCUUGGGCCAUACAAAUCCUUCUGAUGAUAUCACCAAAGACGUACUACUAAUGCAAAAGCUAGGGCAAAUGAUCUCUCCUGUUAAGGAGGACUUCUUUGUCGUCUCUUUGCAAUUUGUUUGCACAUAUUGCCGUGAAAUGAUAAUAUCCGGGUGGCGAUGGUUCUGCUGUCAAUGCAAGAAUUUUCAUCUUUGUGAAAGGUGUCAUGAUGUGGAGCACGGCCUUAAUGGAGGGGACACACACACUAUAAGCGGCAAAGAGAAACAUUCUCUCUCUAAGAUAACGGUGAACGAUGUUCCAUCUGAUACCGAGGAUGAAGAUGUAAUUGUUGAUUCUUGGUUAUUUGAAAAUAGGCAUACCUUAUUAGGCUUCUGUCAGAAGAAUAACUAUCAGUUUGACACGCUCAGACGAGCUAAACAUUCUUCAAUGAUGAUCCUGCAUCAUCUUCAGAAUCAAGUAUUGUCCUCAGCUGGGUCCACCUGCAUCAUUUGUCAGCAGGAUACUUGUAAGGAUGAUAAGAAUGUCUGUGCUAGAUGCCGCAGUGAAAAACAUGGUUUUUUCCGUAUUCAUAAGUUGGCUUAUCAGUCGUCGACUGCUACUCGUGAAACCGAGUGUAGAGAUGAAACUGAGCAUACAGAUGCACGAAAGGCAUUGCUUAAGCUAAAGGAACUUCUAGAUGUCUUACAACAUGCGUCGCUAUGUAGAGCAACCAAGGGUGACCCCUGCUCUAACCCAUACUGCUUUGCGAUGAGAAGAUUGUUCAUCCAUGCAUCCAAUUGCACCACUCGAAUCGCCAGAGGAUGUGCAGUCUGCAUAAAGGCAUGGAAAAUACUGUGGAUUCAUGCAAGCUUUUGCAGGCUAACAGAUUGCCACGUGCCACGCUGCAGAGAUUUGAAGCAGCGUAUGCAUGCACUAUAACUGAGAUCUGGAAGAGGUGACUUUCGACAAGAAACACCCAAAUUUCUCGGCGUAGCUUGGAAUUUCAAGUAUAUAGGAGAACAGUGUAUAUAACCAAUAGCACUAAUCUAGUGUACAGGAUCAGAGUUUAUCGAGAUCAAAUAGCACAGAUAGAGGAGUUACAAAGAAAUGGAAGGCAAAACCAAGUUUUGAUACAUGUCGUGGAAUCAGAUUUAGCUUGCGGUAGUUUACUUAGGCUGAUUCAAGUUUUGAGCCUGUAGAACCAGCAUAUUUUGUUUGAUAUGU
Messenger RNA from Mercurialis annua (annual mercury), 4918 nucleotides. RefSeq names its product histone acetyltransferase HAC1-like. Gene Ontology annotation, biological process: positive regulation of transcription by RNA polymerase II. The record is from RefSeq and is a predicted model, not a curated record. Gene Ontology annotation, cellular component: histone acetyltransferase complex; transcription regulator complex. Lineage: Eukaryota; Viridiplantae; Streptophyta; Magnoliopsida; Malpighiales; Euphorbiaceae. The transcript has 17 exons. Gene Ontology annotation, molecular function: transcription coactivator activity; histone acetyltransferase activity; chromatin DNA binding. Bases 146 to 4633 code for a protein of 1495 amino acids.